This is a messenger RNA of Lactuca virosa, 1780 nucleotides long. Lineage: Eukaryota; Viridiplantae; Streptophyta; Magnoliopsida; Asterales; Asteraceae. The record is from the annotation of a GenBank genome assembly.
AUGUGGUUAGAAGUCGUCUACUUCAGUCGUUUGCUAUCUUCACGAUUGACAAUGCCAUCGGAAGCUUCGCCGCCUCCGGAAACGACGCCGACCUCCGGUUGCAGGGGACCUGGACCUUCUUCAAAAUGUAAUCAUGUUGCAGCACUGUAUGAUGAUAAAUUGCUUCUUGUGUUUGGAAGAACUUCAAAGUCUAAAUAUUUGAAUGAUUUGUACUCACUUGACUUUGAGACGAUGAUGUGGUCAAGAAUCAAAUGGUACAUUGUAGGAAGUGGCAGCAGAAAAAAACAAAGCACGAUACAAGAGGCUAAGUCAAAGAAAGAUACUCUUAAAGCACAUGCACAGUCAGCAAAAACUGCAACAAAAGUAAGUGAAAUGUUGGUGAAUGUGAAUACAAGUAGUGCUCUUUCAGCAUUUGAGAAGAUGGAAGAAAAAGUUAUGAGCAUGGAGUCUCGAGCAGAGACGCUUAAUCAACUACCAAGUGAUGAUCUUGAAGGAAAGUUUCAGUAUCAUCUUCAAGAUUCCCAAUUUUCUCCUUACCUCCGACAACAUCAAAAAGGAUUCGAGAAUAUGCCCACAAAACGUCAAGAUGAAGAUCAACAAACACACAACAUCUCCCCAUCAACAGCGUAUUCACAACCUUGGUGGCAUGGAAUUGGAAAUGGCGUGAUGUCUUCUUUUGGUGAAACAAAUGGUGUUAUCAAGUUCGGAGAUAAAUUACAAACCACUAGUGAUGAUGUUGUUGAAGAUACAGAUUCCCCCACUGGAAUCAACAUUUCAGGAUUGAACAUCAACAAUUGCCAAGAACAGGAACAAGUCAAACAAGUUGAAACGAGUUCACUAAUGGAAAUUGUGUUGACAUCUAAUUUGUAUCAGGAUCCACAUUAUGCAGGAAUGAUGACUUAUGGAACACAGACACAUCCAAAUUUACAUAGAAUGCCAUUACCCCUUCAAAUGGAAGAGGAGCCUGUUUAUGUAAAUGCAAAACAAUACCACGGGAUUCUAAGGAGAAGACAAUCAAGGGCCAAAGCAGAAAUGGAAAAAAAAGUGAUUAAAUCCAAAAAGCCUUAUCUUCAUGAAUCGCGACACCAACAUGCUAUGAGAAGGGCUCGGGGUUGUGGGGGCCGCUUUCUCAAUACAAAAAAGGUCAGUGAUGACAUGGACACAAAUUCUGUACACCAAAAGGAGCCAAAAUCAGGUUUAGUUGUAAGAUCUUCAGAUCAUCUGUCCACUAAUUUCCAUGGAAGUUCUUCAAUCUUUGAAGAUAUGCUUAAAAAAAACUCUUCAUCAAAUGACAACCAUGAUGAUCAUCAUGAGACCCGUAUUACAAAUGAGAAAAGGGAUGAACUAGAUGUUGUUUUCCCUGUGUGUGGGUGUUAACUGGCAAUUCAUUCUUGGCUUUGGUUACUUACUUGUGUUAUGGAAGGGUUAUUAAUGGUGAAGCGUUGAUAAUCUUUUGUGCAAUAUGGAGUUGUACUAUGUACGAAAAAGUUGUACAUUUUGGAAUCUCAAAACAAUGAUUUUUUUUUUUUAUUUUUUAUUUUUUUUAUUUUUUUUAAAUACUUGAAAGGUAUGGUUUGCGGAUGACCUCAUACACCAGCUGCUGAGUAUGUUUGGAACUGGUGAUUUCAUUUCUUUUGAACUGUAAUCGUGGACUUGCACUCAAGAAGCUCAUAAAUUCGUAUAAUUUCCCAACAAGGAUUCCAAUGGUCAGACUUAAAUGUCAUUCCAUUAUAGUCAUUAAGAUCAUAUAACAUAUAUCUUCAUUUAUUUACAAUAGAGA